GCAGCACGAGCAGCAGAGAAACAGCGUCAACGCCGCCAGGAGCGCUCUGAACGGAACCGCGAUGCCGACCACAGCAAGCCGUCUGCAACAGCAGACCGCGACACCGCAUCGGGGCCCAGCACACGCUGCGGCCUCCUCCAACGUGGCAGCAGCGCUGUGGCCACCGGAAGCGGGCCAGCCCAUGCAGCGUCAGGACACCGGCGGCCAAUUCCAACAGUGCGCCUUCGCGGCCUCCAACGAGAUGGCCGGCACCGCCGCCGCCUGUCCCUACGCGACACAGGUGUGCUGCGCGGGCGUCGGUGCUCAGGGCUUCAGUGCUCAGAGCUUCAGUGCUCAGCCCUACGGCGCGCUGAUCGGUGCUACCGCGGGCCACGGUGGCGGCGCCAUCGUGGUGGGCACGCCGACGCUCUUCCCGGAGCCCGCAACCAUCGGCUCGAACCAGGCGCGCGGCGGACCUACUGCUGACCGGUACCACUCUCAGCCCCUGGUGCAGCAACAGGCUGUACAACAGCAGCAGCAGCAGCAACACGCAGUUGCCCAGCAGCCGCAGCCUUCGCCGCUGGGCGUGAACCUGACCGGAUGGCACCAGAUGAGCGCAUCGUGGGGCGGCCCUUUCGGUCCGGACGUCGACCUUGCCAUGCAGAUGAUGAUUGGCCGAUCGGCACCUCAACAGCAGCACUCGACGACGCCGACAUACACGGCUGCAUCCGGAAACGCACAGCAGUUUCCACGUCCGACGUAGCCGCGCAAGACUCGUGGCGGUUGUCACGCGAGCAGAACCUGGAGCUGCAUCUAGCGACGUAGUACAACUCCGGGAGCUGUUGACGAUCUUUACGUGUGCGAUGCUCCAAGCGCUGCGCCGUGUCUGCACAGCGGCUGCUGCAUACAUGUAGCGAUGUGCUGAAAAUAAAGCCGAGAAAAGGCCUGUUGU
Messenger RNA from Dermacentor silvarum, 931 nucleotides. RefSeq lists its product as uncharacterized. The transcript is spliced from 3 exons. NCBI's taxonomy places the organism in Eukaryota, Metazoa, Arthropoda, Arachnida, Ixodida, Ixodidae. The coding region runs from base 62 to 742 and encodes 226 amino acids. The record is from RefSeq and is a predicted model, not a curated record.